Physeter macrocephalus (sperm whale) is the source of this 1331-nucleotide messenger RNA. RefSeq names its product GABA type A receptor associated protein like 1 (gene GABARAPL1). The transcript has 5 exons. The record is from RefSeq and is a predicted model, not a curated record. NCBI's taxonomy places the organism in Eukaryota, Metazoa, Chordata, Mammalia, Artiodactyla, Physeteridae. Gene Ontology annotation, molecular function: ubiquitin protein ligase binding; GABA receptor binding. Gene Ontology annotation, cellular component: cytosol; autophagosome; autophagosome membrane. Gene Ontology annotation, biological process: autophagy of mitochondrion; cellular response to nitrogen starvation; autophagosome assembly. Bases 191 to 586 code for a protein of 131 amino acids.
CCUCUGGACCGGGGACCCCGAGACCCCUUCUGAAAGCUCUGCGGAGCCGCAUUGCGACGGGGGCUGGCCUUUCUGAAGCGGGUCUGAGACACAUUGCGAUUAGUUCCGAGGGAAUCAAGACGGGAGAGACGCCUUCGUCCGCGAGGGAGGCAGUUCCCGUCCGGGGAUCUUAGAAACCCUGCGGUCCAUCAUGAAGUUCCAGUAUAAGGAGGACCAUCCCUUUGAGUAUCGGAAAAAGGAAGGAGAAAAGAUCCGGAAGAAAUAUCCGGACCGGGUCCCUGUGAUCGUGGAGAAGGCUCCCAAGGCCAGGGUGCCUGAUCUGGACAAGAGGAAGUACCUAGUGCCCUCUGACCUCACUGUCGGCCAGUUCUACUUCUUAAUCCGGAAGAGGAUCCACCUGAGACCCGAAGACGCCUUGUUCUUCUUUGUCAACAACACCAUCCCCCCCACUAGCGCCACCACGGGCCAGCUGUAUGAGGACAACCACGAGGAAGACUACUUUCUGUACGUGGCCUACAGUGACGAGAGUGUCUACGGGAAGACUCUAUCCCCAAGUGGUGUCUACCUCUGUAGAGUUUUAUGGUAACAUAAGAGUCAGCAGAAAAGAAGUAGGUGGUCAUAAGGGAUCCAUGGCAGGAUUCCACCCACCACCAAACCCAAAUCAUGCCCAGUGUACUGAUUGAGUUAAGUUAGGACUGAGAGGAAGGGUAGAAGAAGCCCAAGCCCAGCAAAGGCCACAUGCAGGAAAUACAGAAAGUUCUAAGGAAUUUUCAUGUUGACAUCAAGGCAUUGGAAAUGGACACCUGUCACUACUGGCAAGUAUUGGGGUGUUUCUGAUAAAGCCAAAUGGAAGCUAAUACUGGAAUUAAGAUAAUGAACUUGAAACUAAAGACUUGCCCACACUACCUAGGAGUGAGAUUGGAUAAAUGUUUGAAAGAAAAACACAUGGCAGAUCCCAGUCCUCCAAACACAUUGGAAGCAGUGGUGCGGGAGACUGUAGGCCAUUGCUAAACCAAAGAAGUGCCUUGAAUUUAGAGGCUGUGCCUCCCCCAGGAGGCCUUUGCUUAUUUUGGUCCUGCUUAUCUCUAGAUUUUCCUGGUAGAAGAAGUUUAUCCUUGGAUGGGACAUUACAUACCAUAUUAGACCAGCCCUCUGACCUAGGUGCAUAAAGUUCAGACAACUGAGAUCAGAGACAAAGGCAGGCUGGAUAUUUCAUUGUUCUCAGUUGGAUACGAUGCUCCUUCCUGCACAUCAGUAGCUCAGCAUCAUUUCCCUGUUUCCUGCUGGUCAAGCUUUAAAGCUUCUUAGCACCCUCAGUCCAUUGUGAGUCA